AUGUCCGCCCCACCACCCGUACCUCCCCGCCCCGGUCCUCUACCGCCCGUACCUCCUCGUCCGUCUCCCUCUGAUCCUCCUCAGCCGCCCGCCUACCCACCCGUCACCGUCGGUCGCCUCCUCGCCGACGGCACCGAGGCCAAGAGCGGCGUCCUGACCAAGGGCAUCAAGUGGCAGGCGAGCGGUAUCCUCGAGGAGGGCGCAAACUUGCCCGGCCAAGACGUCAAGAUCCAGCGUGCUCUCACGAUCCAUCUCGGGCCGAGCGGCAGCUGCAUUGACGGCAAAGGCCGACAGCGCAACGAGGUCCUGUCGUGGCCGCCUACUGCACCCGGCGAGACGUGGAUCUACAAGUGGAACUUUCACCUCGCGCCCUCGAUCCCGUCGGCGUCCAAGUUCUUCCACAUGACUCAGCUCUUCUCGCGCGCCCAAAGCGGCUAUGUCGUCGCGCUCGGGCUCGUCAACGGCAGGGUGCGCAUCAGCUCGCAGCUGCCGCCGCUCGUCGACGCGCACGGGCACGAGGUGCCGCUGCCCGAGGUCGACGUCGAGCGGUACUGGGGGAGGACGACGUACCACCGCAUGGUCGUCACGUGGGGCCCGGGCGGCUCGGUCGACUACACGGUCCAGGACGCGACGACGCAAGAGCUCGUCCUGCAGUACGCGCGCUCGGGCGUCGACGUGCCAGCCGGCGGCUCGAUCAAGUGCGGGCUGUACCGUGCUCACGUCUGCAGCGCCGCGUCGGCCGUCGUCGGCGACUUGCAGUUCUCGAGGAGGUAAGCUCUCUCUCUCGGGCAGGAGGACGAGCUUGUGCAAAGGAGCGAGGUGUUGUACUC
This is a messenger RNA of Rhodotorula graminis WP1, 830 nucleotides long. RefSeq lists its product as uncharacterized. NCBI's taxonomy places the organism in Eukaryota, Fungi, Basidiomycota, Microbotryomycetes, Sporidiobolales, Sporidiobolaceae. The record is from RefSeq and is a predicted model, not a curated record. The transcript is spliced from 5 exons. Bases 1 to 774 code for a protein of 257 amino acids.